CCAUUGUUAGCUGCGUCACAUGAUCUGUCAGAACCACCGCCGACAUGGCGAGCAGCAAGGGACAGCCUGAGGUAAUCUCGGACUUCGGGCAAAUUUGGGACGACAUGAAAUCUAGACCACUGCUCGAAAUUGUCGGCGUGAGUUCUCUGUCUACCGUCGGGACCGUGUUGAAUGCUCCAAACCCUGUGUCUAAAGGCUGGGAAGCCCUGGCAGACAAGUUAGGGUACAGUCGCGAUAAGAUAGAAAUGCUCCGGCAGGAGGGAAACAAGAUGUACCAGAAGUGCCCGGGUGAGUUGCUGCUGGAGACCUGGGGAGGCCGGGGGUCUGGCAGCACGUUACAGGUCCUGGAGCAGGCUCUGAUAGACAUCGACAGACUGGACGUUCUAGAAGAACUUCAGAAAGCUGCUAAAGAUGAGUGUACCCUAUCGGUUACCAUCUGUAUUCACCAGAAGGAAAGGUCAAUGACCUUACCUGGGGUCUGGGGCAUGCUCACCCUCGGGCAAGCUCUAGAGGGCGCUCUUGAAGAAACUGGACUCAGAACUGACGACUUUGAGAUACAGGGGAGUGAAAGUGAAAGUGGACAAGCCAUGUCGUGGACUACAAAGGCAAGGGAGUGUAAGGGUAUACACCUUCGUCUCGUGAAGAAGAAACUUCCUCAGCCAAGGGUCGAUGUCACCAGGGAUGAGGUCUGCUGGGAAGAGCUGACUAAGAUCCCCGGCUUCCAUCACAACAUACCUGACGAUCCUGCAGCGAUCCACACAUUCAUGUUCAACUACCUCCGUGAUGAAGGCUGGUACGUCAUCAGGAAGUGUGAAAACAACAAGUUAGCAGUCAGCGUGACGUACCUGGGAGAAAUUCGUCACUUCCGGAUCGGCCAUACAGACGGAAGGUUCUACUUCCGGAAGGACGAAUUCCAAGCCAGCAGUCUGCACGAGCUGAUCGAGACUUACAAAUGGAACGAUCUUCCCGCCAAGUGUGGCCGACUGAACGGCUCGGCUCACAACACGUCCAACCCGCCAGUCCCGGACAGGGAAAGGGGUGUCCGGCUCCUAAAGCCUGUGUGAAUUAUGGUCAUCGAAGUGCAAUAUAUAUAUAUAUCAUAUAUCUGUCAGAUUUGCCUCUGUGUCUAAAAUAAGAAUAAACAGUAAACUGACACUCAAAUAUAAGUAUUUCGGGCACUUUCCUCGCAGUACGUCCCAUUCACAUAAUCAACGCUGGAGAUCGUUUCACAAGUGUAAGAUCAUUACAAAUUGGACAGGGUGUUAGAGGGAAACAAAUGACAUUGUAAUUAUAUACAAGAGAAUGCUAACCAUAAAGCAACGCUGAGGAUGAUGGUUGACCUAACUUUUAAUACUUUAUGUGUGUGUAAAGCUUUAUGUACGUGUAACUACAUUUACGUGUGAUCGUUUGAACACAACUACCCGCAUAUGAUAAAACGGUGUUCUUUUUUGAAGUUUUACAAUGUACAAUUGUUGUGUAAAUAAUAAUAAAAUAAAGUACAGU
This is a messenger RNA of Branchiostoma belcheri (Belcher's lancelet), 1503 nucleotides long. RefSeq lists its product as uncharacterized. Gene Ontology annotation, biological process: signal transduction. The record is from RefSeq and is a predicted model, not a curated record. The transcript has 5 exons. Lineage: Eukaryota; Metazoa; Chordata; Leptocardii; Amphioxiformes; Branchiostomatidae. Gene Ontology annotation, molecular function: protein binding. Bases 45 to 1064 code for a protein of 339 amino acids.